UGGUGACGCAUGCGCACAACGUGCCUGCUUCUUCAAAAAAGCGCAACUGCGGAGGGAGAGAGAGGGAUUCGGUCAGCAAAUUCCUCUCUGUCUUCAAGCAGCUGAAACACCUGUUGCGAGCCAUCGCCAGACCAUGGAGGAAGUAUCUGUAGCUGAAUCCCCCUCCUUGAGCUUUAGCCUGGGGGACUAUGCAGUGUUUUCCAUCAUGUUGCUGGUUUCAAUGGUGAUCGGACUGUACCAGGCUAUAAGGAAGCCAGCGGCCGGAGGUGCCAGUGCAGAGGACUUCUUCACAGGAGGUCGGAGUUUGCCUGCUGUCCCCGUUGGCCUGUCACUCUGUGCUAGCUUCAUGUCUGCCAUCCAGGUCCUGGGGGUCCCCUCGGAGUCCUCACGUUAUGGAUUUAAGUUUCUCUACAUGUGCCUGGGCCAAAGCAUAAACUCUCUACUCACAGCACUGCUCUUCCUGCCUGUGUUCUAUCGUCUCAACAUCACCAGCACCAACCAGUAUCUGCUCAUGAGAUUUGGCCGUGGGAUGCAGCUUCUGGGUAGUGUCCAAUUCCUCUUGGCUACACUGCUUUAUACAGGGAUUGUCAUAUACGCACCUGCUUUGAUUCUCAAUGAAGCCACUGGCCUCAAUUUGUGGUUGUCUCUGUUUUCUACUGGUAUCAUAUGCACGGUGUACACCACGCUGGGGGGCAUGAAGGCUGUUAUUUGGACAGAUGUGUUCCAGAUUAUAGUCAUGUUGUCAGGUUUUAUCGCCAUUUACAUCCAGGGCACUGUUCUGGUUGGUGGUCCUGGGCGCGUACUGGAGAUCGCCUACAACGGAUCUCGUAUUAAUUUCGACGAUUUUGAUGUCGACCCCCGUAAGCGCUACACUUUCUGGAGCCUGACUGUAGGGGGCGCUAUGGUUUGGCUGUCUAUGUAUGGAGUAAACCAAGCUCAAGUUCAGCGAUAUAUCUCCUGUCGAACAGAAAAAGAUGCCCAGUGGGCCCUUUUUGUGAACCAGGUGGGCUUGUGCCUUAUCGUGAGCAGUGCAGCAACUUGUGGGAUUGUCAUGUUUGCUUAUUACAUUGAGUGUGAUCCUCUUCAGUCUGGGAGAAUUGCCUCACCUGAUCUGUAUAUGCCAAAUUUUGUGUUGGAAAUCUUUGAUGGCUAUCCUGGUUUCCCCGGGCUUUUUUUGGCUUGCGCAUACAGUGGAACACUAAGUACUGCCUCCACCAGCAUCAAUGCCAUGGCAGCUGUCACAAUGGAGGAUAUCUUGCGACCUCAUUUACCCAAUAUUACACAGUCAAACCUAGUUCUAGUUUCCAAGGCUCUGUCCCUUUUGUAUGGAGUUGGCUGUAUUUCAGUUGCUGCUCUCUCCUCAUUCUUGGACUGGGGAGUGCUUCAGGGAUCCUUUACAGUGAUGGGGGUUGUCAGUGGUCCAUUACUGGGAGUUUUCCUUUUGGGCAUGUUUGUCCCAGCAGCAAAUAAGUUGGGAGCUCAUUUAGGCAUCAUAGCAGGAUAUUGCGUCUCUGUGUGGCUGGCUGUUGGUUCUACUUUGUACCCUCCGAGUCCACAGACGAUGGGAGUUUUACCAACCUACACCGACCACUGUGCAUCCACCAACAUCUCACUCACCCUCACCUCCAGCUCCAGCUCCACCAGGCUACAGCCCAAAGAGCACGGGGGAAUCCAUAACUUCUACUCCAUGUCCUACCUCUACUUUGGAGCCAUGGCAACAAGUUCUGUGGUCUUAAUAGGGCUGAUUGUGAGUUAUGCAACAGGGCCUACAAAGAGAGACCAAAUCAAAGAAGGUUUGUUAUGGUGGGACUUGAACAAAAAUAAAGCUGAUGUCCUUUCAGAUCCCAAUACAAAUGGGCAGAUAUUUCCUUCUUUUCUUCAUAACACACGAGAAAGGCUACAUCUUCCUUUAAGCAAGACAAAAAAUACAACGACUGAAAAGACAACACAGUCGCAACUUUUUAAGAAGAGACUUCACCAGGGGAAUAACACCAGAGAUGGGGCUCAAGAUUGUACAAUGGUCAUGUUAGAACACAUUAGUUAA
Molecule: messenger RNA, 2044 nt
Organism: Boleophthalmus pectinirostris (great blue-spotted mudskipper)
Lineage: Eukaryota; Metazoa; Chordata; Actinopteri; Gobiiformes; Gobiidae
Gene: slc5a5
Product: solute carrier family 5 member 5
Exons: 17
Coding region: 134-2044 (636 amino acids)
Biological process (GO): sodium ion transport; iodide transmembrane transport
Cellular component (GO): membrane
Molecular function (GO): symporter activity
Source: RefSeq, a predicted model, not a curated record